Molecule: messenger RNA, 2184 nt
Organism: Labrus mixtus (cuckoo wrasse)
Lineage: Eukaryota; Metazoa; Chordata; Actinopteri; Labriformes; Labridae
Gene: sec22bb
Product: SEC22 homolog B, vesicle trafficking protein b
Exons: 5
Coding region: 140-787 (215 amino acids)
Biological process (GO): vesicle fusion with Golgi apparatus; retrograde vesicle-mediated transport, Golgi to endoplasmic reticulum; endoplasmic reticulum to Golgi vesicle-mediated transport
Cellular component (GO): ER to Golgi transport vesicle membrane; endoplasmic reticulum-Golgi intermediate compartment; Golgi membrane
Molecular function (GO): SNAP receptor activity
Source: RefSeq, a predicted model, not a curated record
CACCCAAAGCUCUUGCGUUUCCGGCCAGCUCAGCGCAUCAGCCCUGUGGUGUUGUCAGUUUACAGCCUGUCAAACUCUGGUCCCAGUUUACCUGUACGCUUCAGAGGGCGGCGGAGAAACACCCGGGCACUGCGGAGAGAUGGUGCUGCUGACGAUGAUCGCACGGCUGGCCGACGGCCUGCCUUUGGCCGCCUCGAUGCAGGAGGACGAGCAGCUGGGUCGGGACCUUCAGCAGUAUCAGAGUCAAGCAAAGCAGCUCUUCAGGAAACUCAAUGAUCAGAGUCCAACACGCUGCACUUUAGAGGCUGGUUCCAUGGCAUUUCACUAUUUUAUAGAGAAAGGAGUGUGCUACCUUGUGCUGUGUGAAGCCAGCUUUCCAAAGAAGCUGGCCUUUGCUUACCUUGAAGACCUGCAGGCGGAGUUUCACGAGCAGCAUGGAAAGAAGGUGCCCACAGUGUCCCGGCCUUACUCCUUCAUUGAAUUUGACACCUACAUCCAAAAAACCAAGAAAUCGUACAUCGACAGUCGAGCACGGAGGAAUCUGGGCAGCAUCAAUACAGAGCUCCAGGACGUCCAGAGGAUCAUGGUGGCAAACAUAGAGGAGGUGCUGCAGAGGGGAGAGGCGCUCUCUGCGCUCGACUCCAAGGCCAGCAACCUGUCCAGCCUGUCGAAGAAGUACCGGAGCGACGCCAAGUAUCUCAACACUCGCUCCACCUAUGCCAAGCUGGCAGCCGGUGGUGUCUUUUUCAUCAUGCUCAUUGUCUAUGUCCGCUUCUGGUGGCUCUGAAAGAAAGAAAAGAAAAGAAAGGAAAGGAAAAGAAAAGAAAAGAAAAGAAAAGAAGGAGGUAUUGAAGUGAAAAACGAGCCUGCAGACAUUAAGAAAAAGCUGCCACUUUUGACUAAAACACAGGAUCCCUGCUCUGAAUGAGACUUUGCCGACCGCUCGUUUUGUCCUUGCCUGUCCAUGGAUGUCUGAUCUGAAUAUAAAUGAUGUCAUAAUACAUAGUUCUAUUAUUAACACAUACAAAAAUGCGGUAAUCGUUGACCCGAGGGAUAGAUUAAAAGGAAUGAGUGAAUGUGUGUGUGUGUGUGGAUUGUUUGCUUUGUUCUUGAGGUCGAUUUUUAAUGAUUGGUUUUGAAGUUUGGAGGCAAAAUGAAGAGGAAAAAAACAUUUCUGUUUUGGUGACUUUCCAAAGCUGUACUGUACUGUAACCAGACUGAUUUCAUCUUGUAUAGAAGUCUGAUCAUACAAGAAAGAGAAACAAAAAACAUUAAUGUUAUUUAUCCUGAGCACAUCUGUACGUAUCAUGCACUCAUAAACAUUAGAAUCAUUACAGGAAGCACUUGUUGGGCCUGGACAUAAUAAGUUCAACAGUUAAUAAAAAACUUACAUUAAAACUAAAGCAGGUUAAAAGGCUCAACAACCAAAUAAAAAACAUUAAGUAGACUUUCUUUUUUUAAAUAUAUGUAUUUCAACUUGCUAUUUUAAUUGAUUUGGGAAAGAGGAGGGGACUGAUUCUUUUGUGUGAGAUGGGUAAAUACUGCUUCUUUUGGAUAUCUAGGGAGGGAAAUUAUUUAUAAAUCCACCUCUGAGACAUUUUCUUUUAAAGGGGAUUCAUUUCUCACUAAUCCUAAAUUUAGUUAAGACGGUGAACCGUUACAUUAUUCUUUGAAAAGGCAGAGAACAACAAUCCUGGCACUGUUUAAUUUUACGAGCUCAUAGAACCAAUGCAACAAUAAAAAAUACAAUGAAAGUGUUCAUCAAUAGGAAUGAUAAUGAUUAAUUGAUUAAAUUAUUCUUAUUGUAGACUUUUGCGUCUAAAGGAUGAGCCAAAAGAAGGCAUGAUGUAAUAAGUGGGAUGGCUUUUCUUUUUUUUUUAGAUUAAAAUUCAACAUUCAACUCUUCCACCCAGCUCAAUAAAGCAGCUCAAUAAUCUUCCAGCUGUCCCUAUAACUUAACCCUAUUCUGUUCCUCUUGCAUUGUGACUGUGUGGAUCAAAAAAAACACACAUUGUAAAGACAAACUUGUGUCUGGUUGGGUCCUUUUAUUUUGUAUGAGGUUUACAUGUGUAGACUCUGUUUAGAAUUGUUUCCAGGCUGAGAGUAAGAGGUGUGUUCAAAGGACACUUUCUCUGUUUCUGUUCUGUCCGCUAUGAAUAAAAUAAUUUGCACACAACAAACCUC